This is a messenger RNA of Echinococcus granulosus, 1251 nucleotides long. RefSeq names its product G2/mitotic-specific cyclin-B2. The coding region runs from base 1 to 1251 and encodes 416 amino acids. The transcript has 6 exons. Lineage: Eukaryota; Metazoa; Platyhelminthes; Cestoda; Cyclophyllidea; Taeniidae. The record is from RefSeq and is a predicted model, not a curated record.
AUGAUUACGCGCAAUAGGAAUCGACGGGGGACCACUUCGAACGACGAGAAUGCCAACGCUCAAGGAAAAGUUAUCGGGAGGAUUUUGAAUACGAGGUCUAGGGCUGUUCUUAGUGAGAUAGAAAAUCUAAAUCUUGCCGAACUUCCUGAUAAGGUAGCUAGGCCGUCUGAUCAACAUUCCAAGUGUUGCUUAGACGCCUGUGCAAUUGAGACCCUACGACUGCUAAAGAGGAAUGCACGUCACUUGUCUCCGCAGAUGCGUGAUAAUUUCUUCCGAUUUUACAAGCAAAGGUCGGAAAUUCGGGCGGAGUGUUUGCGGGCAAAUGCCUCAUAUUUCUUGAGUCUUGAUAACAAGCUCAUUCUAAAGGACAGGCGCAUAGAUGAUGCUAAUCAGCGCUCUUUUGACUACCUUCAGAAUAUCGAAUUCUUGGUAUAUCCUUUGCCGGCGUCGUUCUUGUCUGAUUGUGUGGAUUUGACUCCACGAAUGAGACAUAUUCUCGUGAACUGGAUGGUUCAAGUACAUCGGGGCUACAGGCUCAGUACUGAGACUUUGUUUCUUGCACUUCGUUUGCUGGAUAGAUACAUAUACAAAUCCGCAAACCAGGUUUCGAGACAGGUUUUUCAAUUACUAGGAGUAACGGCACUCUUUAUCGCUUCCAAAUUUGAGGAGGUGUUCCCACCUGACGUAGGCGAUUACUCCUCCAUAACGGAGGGCUGUUUCGACUCGUCAGACAUUGCUGUGUGUGAGCAAAUGAUUCUCCAUGGGAUGGAUUUUCUUGUUAAUAUCCCUUGCCCCCUCGUGGACAGUCUGGUGCACAACCUCUCUAAGUACUUCCUUGAAUUAGCUUUUCAAGAGUAUGAGCUAGCGCACCUUCCUGCCAACUUCCUCUCCACAGUUUCAAUCUGUUUGGCACUAGCCGUAACAAAAAAUACAUACAUCAUCGAUGACGUGUGGGAUCCCAAGUUGUCCUACCUCAGUGGGUACGGCAUAGACGAUGUGCGAGAACCCCUUCAAAUGCUUGCGAGGGCUGUGCUGCGUCAAAGCGUACCUUCAAAGUACCGGGCUACUUAUGAUAAGUAUUGCGCAGAUGACCUAUUUCAAAGGGUUGCUGCUAUGCCGGAAUUGGAAUCCCGUACUAUGCUGAUGUUGAGCGCUGAGCUAGAGGCCAGCUGUCGACAAACUGAUCAUGAUGGAGGUAAAGUCGCUAAACCAUCCCGUGUCUCGGCAUCCAUUACUCGAUACUGCUUUUGA